Molecule: messenger RNA, 6295 nt
Organism: Stegostoma tigrinum
Lineage: Eukaryota; Metazoa; Chordata; Chondrichthyes; Orectolobiformes; Stegostomatidae
Gene: rnf19b
Product: ring finger protein 19B
Exons: 15
Coding region: 1881-4382 (833 amino acids)
Biological process (GO): positive regulation of proteasomal ubiquitin-dependent protein catabolic process; ubiquitin-dependent protein catabolic process; protein polyubiquitination
Cellular component (GO): cytoplasm; ubiquitin ligase complex
Molecular function (GO): ubiquitin conjugating enzyme binding; zinc ion binding; ubiquitin protein ligase activity
Source: RefSeq, a predicted model, not a curated record
GCUGUAGAAGGAAACCGUACUAUGGAGUACUUGAACAACAGGAGUGGGUAAAACUGCGUGAAGAGUGAGUGCAAAGAUGGCAUUCGAUUUGCAGGGAAGGUAAUAAAAGGUUCAUUCUCAACUGGGUUACAGGGCUGUGAUUCCCAUCCGCCUCUUUCAGAUUUUAAGCACAAGGUACGUUUAUCAGUCUGGGGCUUUGGGGGAGCUUUGCCAAUCGGUUAGACGAGGAGCCAAAAUUAGUCUGAGCCCGAUUUUAAAUAUUCACACAGUCUGCAUUAGAAGAUUAUUUAUUUUGAGAUUAAUGCAGAGGAAUUCCACUGGCGUCACGACAGAAAGAAGCUUUCUUUGUGACGUCUUGGACUUUGCGCAUCCGCAGCUUCUCAAUGACUAACGAAAACUGGAAGCGAGGAUCUCAAUCCAGGGUGAGCUACAAUAGAGGGGGAAAGGCGAGAAAAAGCCGGGGCUAGAUGAAAACACCGAGAUCCGCCACUCUGCUGCAAGACUGGCCCAGGCAGGAUUCACAGCAUAAUGAUAGCAACUGCUUUCCACCAAUAGCCUGGAUGAAUCAUGAGCUAAUCAGUUAAGACUUAAAGGAAUGAAUCAUAUACCACCAUCGAUGGCCGUUCAGUCUGUAGCCCUGUCCUUGCGUUCUGAAGGAGCUGUGGUAAUCACAGGAAAAACACUACACUGGUUGGAAGCAGACCUAGAUCGAAGAAAGGUAGUUGUGGCAGUUAGAUGCCAAUCAUCUCACUCCUAGGCUACCACUGCAGGAGAUCCUCGGAGCAGUUUCCGAGACCCAACCAAAUGUUAAGCACCAUUCACAACUCCUCAGCUACUGAAGCAGCUCAUGUUCAUAUGAAGCAAGGCCUGGAAAACACUCAGGCUUAGGUGGAUAGGUGGCAAGUAACAUUCUUAGCACACCAGGUUUUGACCAUCUCCACCAAGAGAGAAUCUAAUCAUCUCCCUAUCAACAUCCUUGUGAUUACGAUUGACCAGAAACCGAACUGGACCAGUCCUAUAAAUACUGUGACUACAAGAGCAGGUCAGAGGCUGGGAAUUCUGUGUGAGUAACUCACUAACCAAGAACUGUCCACCAUAUACUGUCAGGAGCAGUGGAUGGGUGCCUGGAUGGGUGCAGUUCCAAAGGCACUCAAAGGAGCUGGACACUAUCCAGGAUAAAGCAGCCUGCUUGGUCAUCACCCCAACUACCAUCUUAAACACUAUUUCUCUCCACUACUGAAGCACAGUAUUUGUAUCAUCUACAAGAUGCAGUGCAGCAACUCACCAAGACACCUUCACCAACAUGACCUCUAUCAUCAAAAAGAACGAGGGCGGCAAGCCUCUGGGAUCACUGGCACCUGCAGCUUCCCCUUCAAGUCACAGACAUGUUAGAAAUAUAUUGCCCUCCCUUCCUUCAUACUGGGUCAACAUCCUGGAGCUCCUUUCCUAACCGCACUGUACGUGUACUUGCUGCCCAUAGGACUGCAGUGACCCAAGAAACUCAACACAACCUUCUUGAGGGUAAUUAGAGACUGGCUUUGUCAGUGACACUCACAUUCCAUGAAAAUAAUAUUUCUGAAAGUUCAACAAAAUGAUGUAUUUAUCAACUGCGAGGCUCCAGCAAGGCCACUAGUGCACAUUUGGCAAUGGUUUCUGCCAGUAUUUUCUGCAUAAGAUGCUCAAUCAUUCUCUCUGCAACUUUGAAUAUGUGGUUAUUGUGAUCUUUUAAACAAUUUGCAAAUCUAAUCUCGACGUGCAGCAUUAUAUCACAUUGAGAAUGCCUUGAUGUCAGCAUCACUGACGAGGCCAGUAUUUAUUGUCCAUUCCUAAUUCUUCAGAGGGCUACUGAGAGUCACCUAUGUUGCUGUUGGUCUGGAGUCAUGUGUACACCAGACGAGAGCACCUUCUUACUGGACCGCCAUGUGGUUUCCUGUAACACACCCGACCAAACAGGCUCCAACCUGACUGAAGAUGCUUGCAGCAAAUCAACCAGAGAGGCCAUGCAACAUAAUGAAUGGUGCUUCGACCAGAAGGAGAGGAAGGGACGGAGGAGGAGACGAAGCGGCGGACCGGUGACGCUGCUGCCGAAGGAGACAGACUCGGGGCGUGCUGGGGGACCUUGGUGGAGCCGAUCUUUUGUAUCCAGCUGUGCUGUACCUCAGCUGGCUGAGACUGUUCAGCUAUCACUGCCAUUAUUGACUGGAGCGGCUUUACUAACACCACACACACGCACACGUACAGAUCCUAAAGGAAAUUUAUUGCAAUCACCUCCGAGCACCGGAAAGACAAAAAUGCGUUCUGAUUCCCCCCACUCCUCAGUUAAUGCAACUCCAAACCCCAAAUGCCCGGCAAAGAGAAGAAGAAUUUCUUUCCAGAGCAUAUUUAAUGGCAAAUCCAAAGCAAAGGAGAAGCAGGAAGUAUCUGUUGCCAGCAUCGAAAGCAUCCACAUUGAAGUGGCAGAGACUGAAAAGAAACUGCACGCGUCUGACAGCCGGACGACAUUAACAUCUUCAGAUUCAGCAAGGAAGGUGCUGUCCGGCUUUCUGGAAUGCCCCCUCUGUUUAGUGCGUCAUCCGCAGGAGAAUGUGCCCGAAAUUAUGACCUGCCACCACCGUUCCUGCCUCGACUGUUUGCGCCAGUACCUGCGCAUCGAAAUCACAGAGAGCCGUGUGAAUAUCAGCUGCCCUGAGUGCUCGGAGCGGCUAAAUCCGUAUGAUAUCCGGAUGAUACUGAAUGAUCAGGCGCUGAUGGAGAAAUAUGAGGAGUUUAUGCUACGUCGGUACCUGGCUUCUGACCCGGACUGUCGAUGGUGUCCAGCCCCAGACUGUGGGUAUGCUGUGAUUGCCUAUGGAUGUGCAAGCUGUCCAAAGAUCACCUGUGGGAGAGAUGGCUGUGGCACAGAGUUUUGCUAUCACUGCAAACAGCUCUGGCACCCAAAUCAGACCUGUGAUAAUGCUCGCCAGCAGAGGGCGCAAAGUCUUCGGAUUCGUACAAAACAAACGUCAGGCCUGAGCUAUGGCCAGGAACCAGGCAGUGCAGAUGAUAUCAAGCCGUGCCCACGAUGUGGGGCUUACAUCAUUAAAAUGAACGAUGGAAGCUGUAAUCACAUGACAUGUGCUGUUUGUGGCUGUGAGUUCUGCUGGCUUUGCAUGAAGGAGAUUUCUGACCUCCAUUAUCUUAGUCCCUCUGGCUGUACCUUCUGGGGGAAGAAGCCAUGGAGCAAGAAGAAGAAAAUUCUCUGGCAGCUUGGCACAUUGAUCGGUGCUCCAGUGGGCAUUUCUCUCAUUGCUGGAAUUGCCGUGCCAGCUAUGAUUAUUGGCAUCCCAGUUUAUGUUGGUCGGAAGAUUCACAGUCGCUACAAAGGAAAGAAGACUUCAAAGCACAAAAGGAAUCUGGCAAUUACUGGUGCAGUUACCCUAUCUGUUAUUGCUUCUCCUGUGAUAGCAGCAGUCAGUGUAGGAAUUGGAGUUCCCAUCAUGUUGGCUUAUGUUUAUGGCGUGGUCCCAGUGUCACUUUGCCGUGGUGGUGGAUGUGGAGUCAGUACAGCCAAUGGAAAAGGAGUGAAGAUUGAAUUUGAUGAAGAUGAUGGACCAAUUACAGUUGCUGAUGCUUGGCGUGCUCUGAAGAACCCCAGCAUUGGAGAGAGCAGUGUCGAGGGACUGACCAGUGUUCUGAGUUCUAGUGGCAGCCCCUUAGAUGGUGUGAGUGUAAUGCAGAGCAACUAUAGUGAGACUGCCAGCUUUGCAGCUUUAUCAGGGGGCACACUGACUGGAGGAGCACUAUCAGGGAGCAAUGGACAGCACGGCAGGUUGGAGAUUCAGACUGACAUUAAAAAAGGCUACAAUUUGAAUAAAGAUUCCAUCAGCCUUGGAGCAACCAGUGAUAAUGCCAGCACUAGGGCGAUGGCAGGUUCAAUCAUCAGCUCAUACAACCCACAUGACAGGGAGUGCAAUAAUCUAGAAGUGCAAGUUGACAUUGAAACCAAACCCAGCCACCUUUGUUUAACUAGUGGUAGCAGCAUUGAUGAAUCACUUCAUAUCCACACUCAGUCAGUGGAGGGACUCUGCUGUGAAGAGAAGGCCAACUCUUACAAUAGUGAUCACAGAGACUGUGUCACAAGUAAAACCUGCGAUGUGACUCUUGCUCAACCAGAGAGCAUAAAAAGUGAUGAAGAUAGCACAGACACUCAGUCAGAUGAUGUGCCCGACAUUAGUUAUGAUGAAUGUGAUCCACCCAGUCCAAUGAAUGGCAGCCAGUUGGAGAUUGCUGCUUCAGAUGUCAAACUCUUAAAUGAUGAGAGCGUGGACGGUUAUGUUGAUGAACAAAGGGAAUACAUUUUUGACAAAGAUGGGCAGCCAACAGUGACUGUAUACUAUGUUUAAACAUACAACCCUCACAUAACUCAUCAACACAAAACAUGCACCUUAUUUUUCAGCAUAUGGAAUUAUAUUAAAUUUGAUGUCUCAAUAUAAUGUGCUUAAAUGUUCAAGAUUUCAUUGCACAAUCACAUUUUUGACAUAGUAAAUAAAGGUAUUAAUUGAUUAUUUUUUGUGAAUCCUGUUAGCACUUCCACUGUUACUUUUGCAUGAAUUUAAGCAGCACUGUUUCUUUCUCAGAAUUUUUUCCCAGCAAAAAUACCUGUCUUACAGGGAUGACAGACGUUUCAGAAUUGUUCUUGAUCAUCCCAAAUGUGAAGUUUUCUUCUUGAUGCCGGCUGAUGUUGGAGUCCUGCCCUUUCUGACCUGUAAAACAUGCAUUCUAAACAAAUCAUUUGCAAGAAGGAUAAAUACACCAGUCACCACAUUUAGGAUCUGUAUGGGCUCUGACAUGCAGGAUGCCAUGUCUCAAUGUGGUUGCAUUCCAAAUGAGUACAUUGAAAGGUAAAAUAAUGAAACUAGUCUUUUAAUUUGGAUUUUCAAUUCUCACUUCAAGCUUAGAACAUACGUCUAAACAGCUGGAGUUGUCACUACAAAGUCAGUCGUACUGGUGUCAACUCCACACACACAGGCAGCUGUAGAUUUUAGUUUUUUUUUGAGGGGAACAGGAAUAUCUGUCUCUGAGAAACUGGAACAAAUGGAAGUCUCAUUCGGACUAGGUUUGAUCCAUGUCACCAUGUAUUUUAGGAUGGUUUAUUAAUACCUCCAGUUUGCAUGGAUUUCCAAAAUCCACCCAUUAAAAGUCUUUAUUCUUCUUGGGUGAUUUUUAAAACAGGAAAUCCUAUUUCAAUUGGAUAUGUUUUGACAGUCCCAACAAUAUCUCAGUGCCUGAAAUGCCUUUUUACAACCUGGAAGGUACUUGUGACAUUUUUGCACUAUAGUUUUCCAGGGACCACUCUACUGCCUAUGAGAUAGUGUAAGAGCCUAAUGUAUAUACUUUAGUGGCUACCACAAUUCAAAGUAUUCCAAUUUAGCUAUCUGGGCAUUGAUUGUCACACUACAAUAAUAACUUGACACUGACCAGGGCACUUUAAUGUCUCAAAUCAGCCUGUUCUGUUUUAAAUAUGGUUUCUGUUUGCAUAUAUCUCAUGGUGAAUGUUACAAGGUUAAAAUGAAAUGGACAAAACCUAUAAAAUCCUUAACUUAUGAUGUUUUGAACCAAACUAAACUGUAAUUGUGUUUUCUGAUUUAUUAAAUGCUACUGUGGAUAUUACAUUGCUUCAAAUACAGUCUCGUAUUAAAACCAAGAGAGAACUCUGUUCUGAUUAAGUAGGCAGCAGCAGUGUUUGCUGGACUAAUUAACUAUUCCAAUUUUUUUAUUUCCCCUGGGCUAAUUUCAGCUGGGAAGCAAUAGUCAUAGUGCAAUUGUACUUAGCACCCCAAGCUAACUCAAGUCAGGCAGAGUUCCCUCUUCUGACUCCUGCUAGAAAGUUUACAUGUGUAAUUCUCAAAUGAGAGCAGGAUGGGACAUGGCUGUGAAGACCUGUCUAGCUGAGCUUGUUGAGUGCUCACAUUCAUGUGUCUGGGUUUACACCAAAAGCCACUUGACCGGGUUUGGUGUCUGUAGAGCCAUGCUCCAGCAGAUCAGUGCCUCUAGGACAGCAGGGGGAGUAAUAUUGCAAAGUACCUUUUUAAUGAAGCUUUAUUUAAUUAUUUGUGAAAUGUCACUCCCUGAAAAGCAUGCAAAGCUACAGGUUCUUCAACUCCCUGAUCCUACCACAGUGCCACAAAGCACACAAUAACAGUGCAAGCAAGAAUCUGUGAUCAGAGCAGUUCCUUUGUUAUUUUAAAACUACUUUAUUAUUGCUUUAUGUAAAUACAAAGAAAGUAAAUUAAAGGAGAAUUGUCUCUGACAUUAA